GAGAAGGAUGGAGAGCGACUUGUACAGCAAUCAUACACAAACAUUAAUGCAAAAAAACAAUCCCAUAUGUUAAAAAUAUUACAUAAAGAAAAAAGAAAAGAACAAAAGCAGGCCCACUUCAUCCAAAGCCUAAGGGAACCCAAUGCUCAUCUCAUCAUGAUCUUUGCAAUUUUUUUUCCUUUUUUUAUCUUGCACAGUCCCAUUUGCCGCUAAAUCUGCCGCUUAAUUUGUUUUGUUUCUGCGUUACUAAAUUUAGCUGCGACUUUACUCGGAUAUUUCCCUCCUGUCAUUUUCUCUUUUGCCCUUCCUUAAAGCUUGCAUUACAUUUCAGAGCUAUUUACUUGGGAGAUUUUUGCUUCUAUUUGUGGAAAUUUUUAGUAUAUACUAAUAUUGUUAUAAUUUUUAAUUUUCUUUCUUCGGAUUGUAGUCAUUGGGCAUUUGGGUUCUUGGGUUUCUCUUGGUCUUUCCUCUCCUGGGGCAGGGGGGGAAGGAAACGAAAUAAAGGUUUUUUCUUUGCGUGUGCCCCUGGUCGAGGGUUAGGGUUCCGAUGAAUUUUUAAAUGUAGUGUUGUUCAGUGGUUUGUUGAUUGUGAGAAUUGUUCUGUUAUCAAGAGAUGAGGUGCUUUUCUUGCAUAGGUUCUCACAAAAAUGAUACUAAGAUCGACACUGAAAAUGGCCUUCGAUCUACCCCACGCCAUUCUUCUGAUUCCUCAGGUAGCGGGAGGGGAAGGUCGAGUUCACAUGGUAAUAGAAAGGUGAAUGGUAGAAAGACUACAGACGCCAGUGGCGCUCGGAGUUUCACAUUUCGCGAGCUUGCCGCGGCGACCAGCAAUUUUAGAGAGACGAAUUUGAUUGGGGAGGGAGGUUUUGGGAGGGUUUACAAAGGCCGCUUAGAAUCUAGCGAGAUUGUUGCAGUGAAACAACUUAAUCAUGAUGGUGUUCAAGGGUUUCAGGAAUUUAUUGUGGAGGUUCUCAUGUUGAGCCUGUUGCACCAUCCCAAUCUUGUGACUUUGAUUGGCUACUGCACUGCUGGUGAUCAAAGACUAUUGGUUUAUGAGUACAUGCCAAUGGGUAGUUUGGAAGACCAUCUAUUUGAUCUCGAACCUGAUAAAGAGCCAUUGAAUUGGAGCACUCGGAUGAAAAUUGCUGUUGGUGCUGCUCAGGGCCUUGAGUACCUACAUUGCAAAGCGAAUCCUCCUGUUAUUUACCGUGACCUGAAAUCUGCAAAUAUCUUGCUAGAUGCUGAUUUCAAUCCAAAAUUAUCAGAUUUUGGACUUGCAAAACUGGGACCUGUUGGUGAAAAGACACAUGUUUCAACCAGAGUUAUGGGAACAUAUGGAUACUGUGCGCCAGAGUAUGCCAUGAGUGGCAAAUUGACUCUUAAAUCUGAUAUUUAUAGCUUUGGUGUUGUUCUGUUGGAGUUAAUCACUGGGCGAAAGGCAAUAGAUCGAUCUAAGAGGCCAGGAGAGCAGAACCUAGUUGCCUGGUCUCGUCAAUUUCUGAAGGAUCAGAAAAAGUUUUACCAAUUGGUUGAUCCUCUGUUGGAAGGGCGCUACCCUCGCCGUUGUUUGAACUAUGCAAUUGCUAUCACUGCAAUGUGUCUUCAUGAAGAAGCACAUUUUCGCCCUCUGAUUGGUGAUAUAGUUGUUGCCCUCGAAUACUUGGCCACACAGUGUCAUGGCACUGAAUCCAAUUCCAGUCGGGUACGAAGUGACACUCCACCAUCUUCUUUGCCAACAGAUAGGGGUGCAUGUCCUCAAGAACCAGUUUCUAGAAGCAAAGCAUUUUAAAUGUUGUUGGGAAGAAGCUUUUGAAACCCUCUUAUUACUAUUGUUAUUUGGUGUUCUUUCAGAUAUGGUUUGUCUAUCAAUGAAAGAUUCUUGCCUUCUUGGUUGAACGAUCUCUGCUUCAAUGAUAACUUAAGGAUCUCUUCUCAUCAUGUGUGCUUUCAGGUGUCCUGCCAAACUUAAGAUGGGAAACUUGUGAAAUUUCCUACCAUGUAACAUGUGCUUCUUCACAGUGCGUGAAUAUAUAUGUACAUCAUGUAUGUAUGUACAGUUGGGCUUGGAAAGAAGCUUUUUCAUUUAUAAAUUAUAAUAGUACAUAUCUCUGGUUCAUAUA
Molecule: messenger RNA, 2120 nt
Organism: Hevea brasiliensis (rubber tree)
Lineage: Eukaryota; Viridiplantae; Streptophyta; Magnoliopsida; Malpighiales; Euphorbiaceae
Product: probable serine/threonine-protein kinase PBL21
Exons: 7
Coding region: 614-1789 (391 amino acids)
Biological process (GO): protein phosphorylation
Molecular function (GO): ATP binding; protein kinase activity
Source: RefSeq, a predicted model, not a curated record